Molecule: messenger RNA, 9851 nt
Organism: Stegostoma tigrinum
Lineage: Eukaryota; Metazoa; Chordata; Chondrichthyes; Orectolobiformes; Stegostomatidae
Product: receptor-type tyrosine-protein phosphatase delta
Exons: 45
Coding region: 903-6686 (1927 amino acids)
Biological process (GO): protein dephosphorylation
Molecular function (GO): protein binding; protein tyrosine phosphatase activity
Source: RefSeq, a predicted model, not a curated record
GUUCUCACCCAUACCCACUUUCUCCUGCUGCCGUGUUACUGAGUUGGAGGGAAGCAACGCUAACACAAAGACGCUCAGUUGCUUGAUGCCCACUCCCGGGUUUUGCUGCCGCCUCCUAUCGCUAUCUGAACUGUAUGUAUGUCUAUUUGAGGAAGACGCUGCCACUCACAAACGUGCAGCUAGAACGAGGCCUGCAUUCGGAAUUGGAAACAUUUUUUAUCCUGACCGAAGGAGGAGAGAAGAAAUCUUUGUGUUCGUUUUCUUUCCGCAAGUGGAGCGAUAUUGUUGACUCAGGACAGGAAGCCUUGAAGAGACUUCUGUUUGUGAUUGCUAUCAAAUUCUUCCCUCAUCGCUGCACCAUGACUGUUUUGGCAGGCCUCACAGACAGAUUUUGAGGACGUCAAUAAACUCAAAAAACAUCCCCACUUCUCAUGUGGAUACGCUAUUGAAGCAGCUGAAGAUGGUUGGACCGGGAACAGUGCCCUGAGGAAUUCCUGUAGCAGUGUACUGGGGUUGAACUAAUUGGGCUUCAACAGCCACAACCAUCUUCCUUUAUGAAGGAAGGAAAACACCAAUCUCCAACCCAAACUGAAGGCAGAUAAUUAUAAGAAUUGCAUGAUUUAUCGACAGUGCAUUGGCACCUGCAUGACCAACAAGGAAAAGCCUCAUCUUCUGAUCUCUGUUCUGGGACAACAGCAGAAUGUACCUUGAGGGAAGGUCUCAGGAUAGAGCACAUUCCAUUGACUUUCAAACACGCAGACUCAGGGUCGUUAUGGCUGAAUUUUGCUUCACCCUGAGAUUCUGAGCGUACAGCAUUUCUAGUUUCAGACUGCACUUACUUGCAGCAGCUUGUAAGACAGUGAGAACGAGGCUGCCAACGGCUGCUGGUGCCAAGCUGUCGGAUGAUGCAUAAAAUCAGGCCACUGGUGGUGUUCCUGUGCUUCCUACUACUUGCUAAUGCUGAAGCACCACCAAAGUUUACAAGAACUCCCAUUGACCAGACGGGAGUCUCAGGAGGGGUUGCGUCAUUUAUCUGCCAAGCCUCAGGAGAACCGAGGCCCAAAAUUGUAUGGUCUAAAAAAGGAAAGAAAGUCAGCUCUCAGCGAUUUGAGGUGAUCGAGUUCGAUGAUGGAUCUGGGUCUGUUCUCAGAAUACAGCCAUUACGAACGCCACGAGAUGAGGCUAUUUAUGAAUGUGUAGCCUCCAACAGUGUUGGAGAAAUAAGUGCCACCACCAGGCUUACAGUGUUACGUGAGGAUCAGCUUCCUGUGGGUUAUCCCACCAUAGACAUGGGCCCUCAGUUGAAGGUGGUAGAACGAACACGCACAGCCACCAUGUUGUGCGCAGCUAGCGGUAACCCCGAUCCCGAAAUUACUUGGUUCAAAGACUUCUUACCUGUUGAUACAAGCACUAAUGGACGCAUCAAACAGCUACGGUCAGGUGGUACACCAAUACGAGGUGCCCUCCAAAUAGAGAACAGUGAGGAAUCUGACCAAGGAAAAUAUGAGUGUGUGGCAACCAACAGUGCUGGUACACGUUAUUCUGCUCCUGCCAAUCUAUAUGUGAGAGAGCUGCGAGAAGUUCGUCGUGUCCCACCAAGGUUUUCUAUUCCUCCAACAAGCCACGAGAUCAUGCCUGGUGGUAGUGUAAAUAUCACUUGUGUCGCUGUGGGAUCCCCAAUGCCUUAUGUGAAAUGGAUGCUUGGAGCAGAAGAUCUGACUCCUGAGGAUGACAUGCCAAUUGGACGAAAUGUCCUGGAGCUCAACAAUGUCAGAGAGUCUGCAAAUUAUACCUGUGUUGCCAUGUCAACGCUUGGAGUCAUAGAAGCAUUUUCUGAGGUCACAGUUAAAGCUUUGCCAAAACCCCCAGGCACCCCUGUUGUAACUGAAACUACAGCAACAAGUGUCACAUUGACUUGGGAUUCAGGAAAUCCAGAGCCUGUGGCACACUAUAUUGUACAACACAAGCCCAAGCAUUCAGAUGGACCAUUUCAAGAGAUUGAUGGGGUGGCUACAACACGAUACAGUGUUGGAGGACUAAGCCCUUACUCGGAUUAUGAGUUCAGAGUCAUUGCAGUGAAUAAUAUUGGGCAAGGGCCACCAAGUGAACCGGUAGAAACACGAACAGGUGAGCAGGCCCCUUCCAGCCCACCUCGCUCUGUGCAAGCCCGCAUGCUGAGCACUACUACCAUGUUAAUUCAAUGGGAAGAGCCAGAGGAGGCAAAUGGUCAAAUCCGUGGAUACAGAAUUUAUUACACUAUGGAUCCACAACAGCACAUUAACAACUGGCAGAAGCACAAUGUAGAUGACAGUAUGCUGACAACAAUUGCAAACCUGACUCCAGAGACUACUUAUACCAUCCGUGUGCUGGCUUUCACUUCUGUUGGGGAUGGACCACAUUCACCUGAAAUACAGGUUAAAACUCAACAAGGAGUUCCAAGUCAGCCAAAUAACUUCAAAGCAGAACCGAAAUCAGACACCAGUAUUAUGCUGUCAUGGAUACCACCACGACAAGACACUAUCAUCAGAUAUGAAUUGUAUUACAGGGAAGGAGAAUACGGAAAAGAGCAACUUGUCACAUUUGAACCAAAGACAACAUAUCUUUUAGAGGAUUUGAAACCAAACACUGUGUACUUCUUCCGACUUGCUGCUCGCUCUGAGCAUGGCCUUGGAGCUUCAACUGCACAGAUUUCAGCCCAAACCAUGGAGACCAAGCCAUCAGCCCCACCUCAGGAUAUCAAGUGCAUGAGCCCAAGCUCGACCAGCAUUUUGGUAAGUUGGCUGCCCCCACCAGCAGACAACCAGAACGGCAUCAUCACCAAAUACACCAUCAAAUAUACUGCCAAUGACCAAGAAGCCAGCUCGCCCAACGAGGUCUUGGAUAUUCCGCCAGAUACCAGGCAGUACUUACUGGAACAUUUGGAAAAAUGGACUGAGUACCGCAUCAUUAUGACUGCCCACACGGAUGUUGGACCAAGCCCAGAGAGCUCUCCCAUACUGAUUCGCACAGAUGAGGAUGUUCCUAGUGGUCCUCCUCGCAAAGUCGAGGUAGAGGCUUUGAACUCAACAGCUAUUAUAGUGUCAUGGCGCUCGCCUGUUCCAAAUAAACAGCACGGACAAAUACGUGGCUACCAGGUCCAUUUCGUGAGGAUGGAACAUGGAGAACCGAGAGGACAGCCCAUGCUCAAAGAUAUCAUGCUGGCAGAUGCGCAGUGGGAAAGUGAUGAAUCUGCUGAACAUGAGAUGAUCAUUUCUGGACUUCUGCCUGAAACGACAUACUCUGUCACUGUGACAGCUUAUACGACAAAAGGAGAUGGAGCUCGAAGCAGAGCCAAGCUUGUGGCAACCACUGGUGCAGUUCCUGGGAAACCAAGACUCCUUGUUAGUCAUACACAGAUGAAUACUGCUCUUAUUCAAUGGCAUCCUCCUAUAGAAACCUUCGGACCAAUUCUAGGUUAUCGUUUAAAAUUUGGGCGCAAAGACUCUGAAUUGUUGACAACGUUGGAAUUUUCAGAAAAGGAUGACCAUUAUACAGCUACUGACAUCCAUAAAGGCACCUCUUACGUCUUCAAACUCUCUUCAAAAAAUAAAGUUGGCUUUGGGGAGGAGAUUGUCAAAGAAAUCACAAUUCCAGAAGAAAGACCGAGUGGAUUUCCCCAAAACCCACGUGCUGAAAGCUCCACAGCUUCAAUGAUUCAUUUGAGUUGGCAGCCUCCGGUCUUGGCAGAAAGGAAUGGGUUAAUUACCAAGUAUAACAUUUUAUACAGAGAUAUUAACAGCCCAAACAAUCGGAUUGAGCUGUCUGUUGCAUCGCCCGAGACAAGUUUGAAGCUCACCAACCUAAAACCGGACACCACUUAUGAUAUCAAAGUGAGAGCUUAUACAAGUAAAGGUCCUGGUCCUUAUAGUCCUAGUGUUCAAUUCCGGACACUGCCACUGGAUCCAGCAGUGUUUGCAAAAAAUUUUCAUGUUAAAGCUGUAAUGAAGACAUCAGUUUUAUUAACGUGGGAGAUUCCAGAGAACUACAACACUGCCAUUCCUUUUAAAAUCAUCUACAAUAAUGACCAUAUUGAAGUGGAUGGAAGAGCUACACAGAAGCUAAUCACCAACUUAGACCCUGACACAUCGUAUUCAUUUGUUUUGACCAAUCGAGGAAACAGUGCCGGGGGCCUACAGCAAGUGGUCUCAGCGCACACCGCUCCUGACCUACUCCGCACCAAGCCAGUCCUGAUUGAGAAAACCAAUUCUGAUGGAAUGCUGACUGUUGAGCUGUCAGCAGUGCCAACGCCACCAGCCCCAGUGAAAGGGUACUAUAUAAUUGUUGUGCCUUUGAAGAAAUCCCGUGGGAAGUUUAUCAAGCCUUGGGACAGUCCUGAUGAAAUGGAUUUGGAGGAGUUACUGAGAGAAAUUAGCAGAAAACGAAGAAGUAUCCGUCUAAGGAGGCAAGCAGAUGCCUUGAAGCCAUACAUUGCUGCCCACUUUGAGGUCCUGCCCAAUGAAUUUACCCUUGGUGAUCAGCUGUUUUACAACGGAUUUGAAAAUAAGCGCCUCCAAAGCGGCCAAGAAUACGUUUUCUUUAUUUUAGCGGUACUUGACAGCCCUGAAUCUAUGAUGUAUGCAACAAGUCCAUACUCUGAUCCUGUACUGUCAGCAGACCUUGAACCUCAGCCCAUUAAAGAUGAAGAAGAAGGAUUGAUAUGGGUAGUUGGCCCUGUAUUAGCUGUUGUGUUCAUCAUAUGCAUUGUCAUUGCUAUCCUCCUGUAUAAAAGCAAACCGGACAGGAAAAGGACAGAAUCUGACUCGCGAAAAAGCAGCAUUCCGAACAGCAAAGAAUUACCUUCCCAUCAUCCCACAGACCCAGUAGAACUAAGACGUCUCAAUUUUCAGACUCCAGGUUCAGGUGUCUCCAGUUACCAUGGUAACCUCCAUUCGACAAGCAUGGCCAAUCAUCCACCAAUCCCUAUCUCUGAGCUUGCGGAUCACAUUGAGCGGUUGAAAGCUAAUGACAACUUGAAGUUCUCACAGGAGUAUGAGUCAAUUGAUCCUGGCCAGCAGUUUACAUGGGAACAUUCAAACAUGGAAGUCAACAAACCAAAGAAUAGAUAUGCAAACGUAAUUGCAUAUGACCAUUCACGGGUUCUCCUAUCUGCAAUUGAUGGCAUACCAGGAAGUGAUUACUCCAAUUCCAAUUAUAUUGAUGGCUAUAGAAAACAGAAUGCCUACAUUGCAACACAGGGUCCUCUGCCUGAGACAUUUGGAGAUUUUUGGAGGAUGAUUUGGGAGCAGCGAAGUGCAAUUGUUGUGAUGAUGACUAAACUAGAAGAAAGAUCGAGGGUAAAAUGUGACCAGUAUUGGCCUUCACGAGGAACCGAAACAUUUGGAUUAAUCCAAGUUACCCUACAGGAUACAGUUGAACUGGCAACUUACUGUGUUAGAACGUUAACAUUAGACAAGAUUGGCUCCAGUGAAAAGAGGGAAGUACGACAAUUCCAGUUCACAGCGUGGCCUGAUCAUGGGGUUCCAGAACACCCAACACCAUUCCUGGCCUUCCUGCGGCGAGUAAAAGCCUGCAACCCUCCAGAUGCUGGGCCAAUGGUUGUACAUUGUAGUGCUGGAGUUGGAAGGACUGGUUGUUUCAUUGUAAUAGAUGCCAUGUUGGAGAGAAUAAAGCAUGAGAAAACUGUAGAUAUUUAUGGUCAUGUAACACUAAUGAGAUCACAGAGGAAUUACAUGGUUCAGACUGAGGACCAAUAUAUCUUUAUUCAUGAUGCACUGCUUGAAGCAGUGACUUGUGGAAAUACCGAAGUGCCAGCCAGGAACUUGUACGCAUAUAUCCAGAAGCUGACACAAGUGGAGCCAGGAGAAAAUGUCACAGGAAUGGAACUGGAAUUCAAGCGUCUUGCCAACACGAAAGCCCACACAUCAAGAUUCAUUAGUGCCAACCUUCCAUGUAAUAAAUUCAAGAAUCGCCUUGUUAAUAUUAUGCCAUAUGAAUCCACGAGAGUAUGUCUACAACCCAUCAGAGGAGUUGAGGGCUCAGACUAUAUUAAUGCCAGUUUUAUUGAUGGUUAUAGACAGCAGAAAGCAUAUAUAGCCACACAGGGACCCUUAGCAGAGACAACAGAAGAUUUCUGGAGAAUGCUUUGGGAGCACAACUCUACAAUUGUGGUUAUGUUGACCAAACUACGAGAAAUGGGCAGAGAGAAAUGUCACCAAUAUUGGCCUGCGGAGCGAUCAGCUAGGUAUCAGUAUUUUGUAGUAGAUCCCAUGGCAGAGUACAACAUGCCACAGUACAUUCUCAGAGAGUUCAAAGUCACAGAUGCUAGGGAUGGUCAGUCACGCACAGUAAGGCAGUUCCAGUUUACUGACUGGCCAGAGCAAGGAGUGCCAAAGUCUGGCGAAGGUUUUAUUGAUUUCAUAGGCCAAGUGCACAAGACAAAAGAGCAAUUUGGGCAGGACGGACCCAUCAGCGUUCACUGCAGUGCUGGUGUUGGGAGGACUGGUGUUUUCAUAACACUAAGUAUUGUGUUGGAAAGAAUGAGGUAUGAGGGAGUUGUGGAUAUCUUUCAGACUGUCAAGAUGCUAAGAACACAGCGGCCAGCUAUGGUGCAGACAGAGGAUCAGUAUCAAUUCUGUUAUCGAGCUGCACUGGAGUACCUUGGAAGCUUCGAUCACUAUGCAACAUAAAACCUGAUCCACCGUGGAUUUACAGUAGGCUGUCUAAGAUCCAGAAAGCCUCUUCUGAGCCAUACAAUGUGCUUGAGAAGUACUACUUACUCCUAGCUCAAGAUAAAUUAGUUGGGACGGGGGGGGCGGGGAAUUAAAAAAAAUUAUUCCAGGUGGACCAAGAAUUGGCAGUUUAAUAACCUAAUUGAAAUGAAGAGGAGAAUCCUUUCUGAUGUGACAUCAAAAGGAUUUUUCACAUAACUCAAGCAUUCAACUUUGACUGAAGUGAGAAUAAAAACCUGUUCUGGAAGACAAUGAUUGUGUAAGGGAUUACCACAGAACUGUGAAAGAUGGAUUGCAAAGCUGAAUCUUGAGUACUGUACCUACAAAAGAAUGAAAAAUGUUAUGAAAAGGCCAGUUCCUGAUUUGAGAAACUAGUUGGACAUGUUUGCUUCAACAUCACCCCUUACCACCAUUUGCUCAUACUGAUUAUUAAGAGGGAGGGAAUGUUGAAAUUACUGAUUUAGUUUUUUAGUACUGUAAUAUACUGCUGCCCUGUGCUUCAUUUUUAACUGUGUAAACUUCUUUCCCUUUUUUUAACAAAAGUUUAUCAUUCAAUGAAGUGAAUUUAAGAAGUUGCUUAUUUGUUCAUAUUUUUUUCCAGACUGUAGUUUUUUUUUAAGCUGUAGAAAUUAUGUAUGUAUCUGGCUGUAGAAAUGGACAUAAUUUGAAUUUUUCAAUGCACAUUUUUGUGCAGCCCUUUUUAUUUAUCUUAUCCCGUAAUGGUCUGAUUGAGUUUUUCAUUUCAGUGGGAGUUACCCGUAGCAGUCAGAGAACAAAUAAAUCAACAAAAUAACAAAGUUAAGUAAAAACAAGGGCCUUUAAGGAAUCAACAGGGAGGCGCAAAGUAUAAAGCUGCUGCUACUGAAUUCCUCAGAUCUUCCGUAUCAAGAAUUUUAAGAUGUGGUUGAAAUGCUUGCCAAAUAUGUUACUAGCAACCUCCAUCUGAAUAAUAAUUAGUUAUCUAGGUUUUCCGUCAUGAGGUGGUGAGAAGUCAGUGUUUACUGGAGUGCACAUCAAUGAAUUCAGUAACUCAUGUUAAUAGGUUCUUAUGGUGUCCUGAAACACAUUCUUCCAUGUGCGCAAUAAAAUGCAUAAUAUGUAUAAAAAAAGUCUGAAACAUCUUAGUGUGGGAAGUGUUUAUUUUGUUUCUAUGCUUUAUAUACAAACGUGCUACGUCUGACAUUAAAUACAAAUACAUGAAAUGAUCACAGGGUAGAAAUAAAGCCGGGUUAAAUUCAAUGUUUACUUUCUUUAAGAGGAAGGAAAUUUAGGGUGGGGUCUAGAUUGGAAGAUCAGUUUAAUUGAAGAUAUUCCAUAGUUUCUGUAAGAAUAUGAGUUCCAUUUUGCUGUUGACUACGGUUUAAUUUUCCAGACAAUAUGCAAAGUCACUUGAGUAACAUUGCUAAUCAGAUGUUUGAGUGAAUUUUAUGCAAAGGGAAAGUGUUACUCCAAAGCUGGGAAAAUAUUACAAUUUGGAAUGAAGAAUUAUCAACCUGUAGGACGUAACUAAGGGGCUUCAGAAUGACUGAAACUGCAUAUCCUUAAUGUUUACUGUAGGUACCAGUCCAGAACAUGCAGUGACAGAGUGCCCUGGCAAUAAAAGGAAGCCUGACUUAAGCAGCUCCAAACAACUUCAACAUGAUGCUUAUAUUAGAAAUAGAAUAUGCUCAGACUAAACAGGGGAGUGUUAAAAAUCGCACUCCUGAGAUUAUCUUUCCCUUUGUUACUUCAAACUAUUUUAUGUCCAUUUUUCAUUUUUUUUAAAAAUUUCUUAACUGAUGCACUUGGGUGUAUUCCAUUUCUUUCAUUAUGAUCAUCAUUUAUCAAUAAAUGUAUAUGUAACAGAUGGCCAUAUUAAUUGCAUAGUAGAGGUGAAUUAUGUACAAAUAGAAGUGAUGGUGUAGUGAAUAAGCCAUUGGGUGAGUAAUCCAGAGUCCCACACUAUUGUUUUGGGGAUAUGCACUUGAAUCCAACCUUGUCUACUGGUCAAAUUUGAAUUCAGUAAAAAUCUGAAACUGAAAGCUAACCUAGUUUUGAGCAUGUAACCACUGUUGUAAAUGCUCAUCUGGUUCCAAUCCCUGAUAUCUUUGAGGGAAGAAAAUAUGCCAUCCUUAUCUGACCUGGUCUAACCUUCAUCGACUAAAGGCCCACACUAAUGUGAUUGAUUUUUAACUGCCCGCCAAAAUAAUCCUGGCAAGCCAUUCAUUUCAAGGCAAUUAGGGAUGGACAACAAAUACUGGUCUUGUUCACAAUGCCCUUAUCCUGUGAAUGAAAUAAAAAAGUGAGUAAAUGAUCAGCAUCAGGGAGACUACUGUCAGAUAAUGUACCCCAGCUGUUUCAUCUGAACAUUGGACAUAAACAAUUUUUAAUGAAUAUAUCCUUGAUACAGCAACUUUUGGAAACCGUGAUGCAGGACAAUUAGUCCUGUUAACUUGUGCUGCAGGGUAUAUGCAGUUACAGCAGUAGUAAAGUAGACAAUGAGUUGGAAGAAUAUCAAGACUUCAGUUUGGAGAAUAGCCAGUCUAUGAGGCCAGUCAUCCUUUUCUUAAGUUUUAAUUUUUUUUGCGUGACCUUCAACUGUCAAAAACUGUAUUGGAAAUCAUGCAAAAGCACUUUUUUCUCAAAUAAGAAUGCUGACAGAAGGCUACCUCAGAAUAGAGUUGGAGCUACAAGACUUGAUAUCAUCUUGUUGCAUCUCUUCAUAUGAUGUUAUAUUAACAAUCCAUUUGUUCCUAUAAAAGGCCCGAAACGUCAGCUUUUGUGCUCCUGAGAUGCUGCUUGGCCUGCUGUGUUCAUCCAGCCUCACAUUGUAUUACCCUCAUUGAGAACUGCCAGCUUCACCUCAAUCAGUGUUGUGGCCAAUUGCUGACGUUACCAAGUAUAACUGUUCAUAUCUCCAUUCAGUUAAUAGUUGUUCUUUAAAAGUAAGGUACCUGUUUUGUACCAAGAGCUAUUUGUCAGACCUUUCAAACUUGCUGACUGAGAAAAUUUCCCUUUGAGGUUCUAUUCGGAAUGUAUUUCUUUUUGCCCAGCGCUAAUAAAGAAAAUGUUGAAAUAUUUAAAAUGGAAAUCAAAUUGUAGGUGCCAGAGGAAUCUACAAUAAAAGGAGUAAGCUGUCAAGAA